GUCAAUGUCAUCGAAUUUCUUGGAUACACACAUGUUGUUUUCGUUGCCCAGAGUUUCAAUUUUAUAAUUUUUAUACCAGCGCUGGUCGUAAUAGUGUAGUUGUCGUUAAUUUAUUGAAAUUAAAAAUUAGAAAAGAUGGAAGACGGCGAGAAUGUAGUGAUAGUUAAAGCUAAGCCAAAAAAAGUGUUUAAAGGCGUUACGAAAACAGUCAAUAAAAUACCUGCAGAACUACUCAACGAUCCACUGAUUAAUGCAGCAAUUAGUGCAUUGCCACAGAAUUAUAAUUUUGAAAUUCACAAGACCAUCUGGCGCAUACGAGAAAUGAAAGCAAAGAGGGUCGCCCUACAAAUGCCCGAAGGAUUACUCAUGUUUUCGCUGAUGAUCUGUGAUAUUAUCGAGAGAUUCACCGAUGCCGACACCGUUAUUAUGGGAGAUGUAACGUACGGAGCGUGUUGCAUAGACGAUUUCACUGCAAAGGCAUUGGGUGCUGACUUGUUAGUUCAUUACGGUCACAGCUGCUUGAUACCGAUGGACCAAACUGUUGGAAUUAAAGUGCUCUACGUGUUCGUUGAUAUCAAAAUCGACGCAGUCCAUUUCAUCGAAAGUGUAAAAUUAAAUUUUGCAUCCGAGAAGAAAUUGGCAUUCGUCAGUACGAUACAGUUUGUUUCGACGUUGCAUGCCGCUGCUAAAGAGCUGAGAAACGACGGAUAUACGGUCGAUGUUCCUCAAUCGAAGCCUCUAAGUCCUGGUGAAAUAUUGGGAUGUACGUCUCCGAGAUUGGAUAACAUUUCUACGAUCAUUUACCUUGGAGAUGGUCGUUUCCACCUCGAAUCGGCAAUGAUUGCUAAUCCAUCGAUUGAAGCCUUCAAAUAUGAUCCAUACGAAAAGAAAUUCACCAGAGAACUAUACGAUCACAAGCAAAUGAGAUACAAUCGGAAAAAGAGCAUCGAUCAGGCGAGUCAAGCACAAUCGUUUGGCUUAAUAUUGGGUACAUUGGGUCGGCAGGGAUCACUCAAAGUAAUGAAAUACCUGCAAUCACGCAUCAAUCAUCACAAUCGUAAGGCGGUAAUCAUUCUAUUGUCCGAGGUGUUUCCAACCAAAUUGGCCUUGUUUAAUGAUAUCGAUGCAUUUGUCCAAGUAGCAUGUCCACGGCUAUCCAUUGAUUGGGGCACAGCAUUCGAUAAGCCUCUUCUCACUCCAUACGAAUUGUCUGUUGCACUGGGUGAUGCUAAAUGGGCCAUUACAGACAGUGUUCAAGCAGUUACCGAUUCAGAAAAUUAUCCAAUGGAUUUUUAUGCUUCGAACAGUUUAGGAUACUGGACACCGAAUCAUAAACCUCCGGAUGGCUGUGAAAAUGCAUUUAAACGGAGCGACUGUUGUGGCAAGUGUGAGAAGAAGGCUUAGAAUUUUUUUUAAAUUUUACGGAGUAAUAAAUUAUGAUUUCGAAAUUUAAAAAAAA
This is a messenger RNA of Bradysia coprophila, 1459 nucleotides long. It is a transcript of the gene Dph1, whose product is annotated as diphthamide biosynthesis 1. Lineage: Eukaryota; Metazoa; Arthropoda; Insecta; Diptera; Sciaridae. The record is from RefSeq and is a predicted model, not a curated record. Gene Ontology annotation, molecular function: 2-(3-amino-3-carboxypropyl)histidine synthase activity. Gene Ontology annotation, biological process: protein histidyl modification to diphthamide.